Messenger RNA from Cyclopterus lumpus (lumpfish), 3482 nucleotides. It is a transcript of the gene foxm1, whose product is annotated as forkhead box M1. Gene Ontology annotation, biological process: G2/M transition of mitotic cell cycle; regulation of DNA-templated transcription. Bases 210 to 2219 code for a protein of 669 amino acids. Gene Ontology annotation, molecular function: DNA-binding transcription factor activity; sequence-specific DNA binding. The transcript is spliced from 9 exons. NCBI's taxonomy places the organism in Eukaryota, Metazoa, Chordata, Actinopteri, Perciformes, Cyclopteridae. The record is from RefSeq and is a predicted model, not a curated record.
UUCAAAAACGUCGCCGAAUCGAACAGACAGCAUGUAAAUAAUAGGAAAUGAAAGAAUAUCACACACAUCCUAGGUCCUCUGAUUUCACAUUGAAUAUGAAGAAAGGGUUCAAACUACUCGCAGGAGUCCAGCCGAGUGGAACUGCCUGAAAAAAAACACGUUAUUAUGAAGAAUACCAGUGAACGCCAAGCAGCUUUUUCAAUGAUUUGAUGACCAUGAGACGGAGCCCAAGGAGACCCCUGAUCCUCAGAAGAAGAAAAUUGCCGUUCCAGCAGAAUGAGCCGCCGCCGGCUGAAUCCCGAAGCCGGGCUUACGCGCCAGACUUUAAAGAACCUUCGAAAUCGGUCGGCAGCCAGUGUUUCCCCAGUGGCAUCCGCAUCAUGGAUCACCCCUCCAUGUACAAUACACAGGUGGUUGUCAUCCCCACAACGGCAGACCUGCACAGCGUCAUCGGGGCCCUCACUGCCAAGGGCAAAGAGUGUGGCGUCCAGGGGCCGAACAAGUUCAUCCUCUUGAGUGGCAACAAUGGAUCUUUUUGUCAGCACGCUGCUGAAGAGAACGACGUCUCUGCGGUCGGAGGACCAGUGAAAGAAGAAUUCACGGACGGCUCCCUGGAUGUUAAACCGCUCACUGGAGUUAAAGCAUUGAAUAAGGAUUUGGAGUGUGGUCCUUUAGACGACAGCCUCACCAAUAUGCAGUGGCUGGGCAAAAUGAACACCUUCGAACAGGAUGCUGCCAAGCAGAUGGCCGACAAGGAGAACCAAAGCUCCAACUCGCAGGCACAAAAUGGCCAAAUCGAUGUGGGUGCAGUUCAGCAACCCAUGUCAGAGAGGCCGCCGUACUCCUACAUGGCCAUGAUCCAGUUUGCCAUCAACAGUCGGAAGAGCAGGAGGAUGACCCUGAAAGAGAUUUACAUGUGGAUCGAGGACCACUUCCCUUACUUCAGAGAGGUGGCCAAACCAGGAUGGAAGAAUUCCAUCCGUCACAAUCUUUCUCUACACGACAUGUUCAUUCGUGAGACGUCGGCAGAUGGUAAAAUUUCUUUCUGGACCAUCCGGCCUGAGGCCAACCGAUGUCUCACUCUCGAUCAGGUGUACAGGCCCGGCUGUGACCCGAUGACUGCUCCUGUUCCGGUGCCACAACUUUUAUUUCCCCACCAACAACAGAAGAGGAUGCUUCCUGAUGCGAGAAAAAUGCCAACUAGUUCUGAGAGAAGGAUGAAACCUCUUCUUCCUCGAACCGAUUCCUACCUGGUUCCCAUCCAGCUCCCCCUCACCUCCUCCCUCUUCCUGCCGUCCACGUUGGCCCAGUUUCCCCCCUCGAGCUCGCAGCCGAAGCAGAGCACGGCGCGAGGAGUCAAGAGAGUGCGGAUAGCUCCGAAGGUGACACAAAGUGACGUCCCGGCUGUGGUGGUGAAUCCCCAGGAGGACAAAGGCCUCAUAUUGGUGGUGAAGGAGGAGCCGGAAGGUGUCGCCAUUAAAUGCGAAACUCCCAGAGCCCCUCCGAGGCAAGGCAGCAGCUCGCGACGCAAACAGCGCCUGGUCCACUCUCUGCACGAGGAGCCCGUCCUCCUCUGCCCCGAUAAUACUUUCGUCGACUCCGGCGUCGUCUCCGACGCGUCGACCUUCCAGGACGUGCGAGACUCCGAGCUGGACUGGCACAAGCAGGAGCAGCACAGCCCCGACCGGGACUUCUCCUUCAAGACGCCCAUAAAAAGCAGCAGCCACCUGACCUCCUCCACGCCCAGCAAGCCUCCCUCUCACGUGCUACCCGAGCCCUGGAAAGUGACCCCCGUGGGCGAAGGGAGCCAGAGCGUUCUGGACUUCAGCCCCAUCCGCACGCCCGGCGGCCCCGCGGUCACGCCGCGGCACGACUACACCACCUUCAGCUUCAACAGCACCCCCUUCAAAGACUGGCCUCUGUUUAGCUCCCCCAGAGAGCUGUUCACGUCGGCUCCCACCAGGGCGACGGGGCCAUCGGACUGGCCGGUCGAAUUCUUCCGAAGCAGCUGCUCCAGAGAGCUGCUUCAAUCAGGAGGAGGAGGAGGAGGAGGAGGCGCGACGCCCGUUAACCGCUCGAUCACAGAGGGCCUCGUCCUGGACACAAUGAACGACAGCCUGAGCAAGAUACUUGUGGACAUUAGCUUCUCUGGUCUGGAUGACGAGGACCUGGAUAUGGCCAACAUCAGCUGGUCCGAGUUCAUCCCUCAGCUUAAGUAGCCCGAGGGACAAAACGUAUCUUAAUCUUUCAAAACACUAUAGGGGAAUAUGGGAAUAAUGAUUGAUGCAUAAAUAGAUUUAUAGUUUCCAGGUCAUAUAAGCGAGGCGCUUACUCCCACAUUAGAUGUUCCUCUCCACCUUUUUUCAUCUGUUCCGUCGCUCCUCAACUGCGUCUUUUGUCCCGUUCUCUCGUUUCUAUCCGUAAAGCUCUUCGCCGCUCCGGUUUUCUGUUGAUCCUGUAUCCUACCUGUCAUAUAUCUGUCUGCGCUCUUGAAGGACACAAAUAUAUCCGUGUGUAUGUACACGUACUCUUAUGUAUGUCGAUUUGCACAUUUUUAAUAUAUAUAUAUAAUUUAGUCUUUUGCAUUUGUGAAUGAAGAGGCAAUAUAUUGCCAGCGAGGCGCCGCCGUGCCGCUCGGUUCAGGCAGUCCUCCUGGAAGUCCGCUUUUAGAUUGUCGGAUCGUCCGCAAUAACCAAUGGCACGGUAAUACAAAUAGCACUAACAGCAGUGGGAUCGCCUCAGUGCAUCACUCGUAGAUCUGUCUGCACCGCUUGACGUUGGAAAUCCUGAUUUGUUCAUCGGUUCGCCAGCAGGAGGCACCGUGCACCUGCAGAAGUCACUCCUCGUGUCAACACUGUAAUUUGAAGGUAGCCUUUAGGGGGAAAAUACUGAAUAUCUAGCAGAUUUGAUUAGUUUUCAGUAAAGAUGCAAAUGGUAUGUAGGAAAAAGCUUCUCUUUAUUUUAUUUUUGUUUUGGCAGCACCAUCUUUGGCGGCCAGAAUGGGAGACGUUCCUGUUUUUCGAAAAUGCCACAGAAUAAUGUCUGGCUUUAAUCGUUCCUUCUGGCUUGUACGAGUGUGUGUGUGUGUGUGUUUGUGUGUGUGUGUGUGUGUGUGUGUGUGUUUUAUAUGGGAGAGGUUUUGCAUCGCAGUGAGUGGAUCCGUGGUUUCCAGCAAAAAAAAAAGUUUUCAAAGCUUGUGACGUGUGCUGUUUUCUGAAGUUGGUGUUUCUAAGACUGUAUAAUAAACCUGCUGGUGUCGGUGCCUCGUGGAGCACAAAGAUGUGCCUCACGCCCUGCUCACAUUUAAAAAAAAAAAAAAAGAAAGAAAAUGUAAAUAAAGAAGGUUGUGUGAGGUUUCGACAACCUCACACAAUAUGCAGUACAGUGGAAAAACGUACGGUGUAUCGCAUCUGAUGAACUACAUUCUGUAGCCAGGUUGCCUAUUAUUUUUAUUUAUAUUUGAAUAAAGGGUUGAAACCAUU